Pundamilia nyererei is the source of this 2150-nucleotide messenger RNA. It is a transcript of the gene gpr143, whose product is annotated as G protein-coupled receptor 143. The transcript is spliced from 9 exons. Gene Ontology annotation, biological process: regulation of calcium-mediated signaling; G protein-coupled receptor signaling pathway; melanosome organization. Bases 53 to 1303 code for a protein of 416 amino acids. The record is from RefSeq and is a predicted model, not a curated record. Lineage: Eukaryota; Metazoa; Chordata; Actinopteri; Cichliformes; Cichlidae. Gene Ontology annotation, cellular component: plasma membrane; melanosome membrane. Gene Ontology annotation, molecular function: L-DOPA receptor activity; dopamine binding; L-tyrosine binding.
GUUCAUUUUCUUCCUUUCUCUUUCUCCGCGCUGCUUUUUCCUUCAGUCCAUCAUGGCAUCUCCGCGGAUGGAGACUUUCUGCUGCCCGAACCGAGACGCGGCGACAGAGUUUGUGGUCACUUUUCAGCCCGUCUUAUUCGGCGCUUUAAGUCUGGGAAGCGCGGCUUUAAGCCUCUUAUUCGCUAUUUUACAAAUUCUACCAAAACGCAAAGGAUACAGAAGACUCGGGCAGUAUCCUCUGCCAAGGCCUGCGUCCUCCUCGCGGAUAUUGUUCAUCAUCAGUAUAUGUGACAUAUUGGGAUGCACAGGUGUCAUUGUAAGAUCAUCUGUGUGGCUAGGUCUGCCAAACAUCGUCGACCACAUCUCAGUAGUCAACAACACUGAUGUCUGGCCAGAAGUCUUCUGCGUAGGCAGCGCAAUGUGGAUCCAGUUGUUUUUUAGCGCUUCUUUCUGGUGGACCUUUUGUUAUGCGGUUGACGUCUUCCUGGUGGUGAAAACAUCUGCGGGAAUCAGCACCAUUAUACUCUACCACAUGAUUACAUGGGGCCUGGCUGUGCUGCUGUGUGUUGAAGGAGUGGCCAUGCUGUACUAUCCAUCUAUUUCUGACUGUGAGCAGGGCCUCCAACAUGCUAUUCCUCACUAUGUCACCACAUACGCACCGAUGCUGCUCGUUCUCAUAGCCAACCCUGUGUUUUUUAAUCGGACCGUAUCUACUGUGACAUCUUUGCUGAAAGGACGACAAGGAAUCUAUACGGAAAAUGAGAGGCGGCUGGCGAAUGAGAUAAAAAUACGCUUCUUUAAAAUUAUGCUGGUGUUCUUUAUUUGCUGGGUUCCCAACAUCAUUAAUGAGAGCCUCCUCUUCUACCUGGAGAUGCAGACAGACAUCAGUGACAAUAGUUUGAGGAAUAUCAGGAACACAGCGCUCAUCACAUGGUUUAUCAUGGGUAUACUGAACCCCAUGCAGGCUUUCCUUAACACCCUGGCCUUUCAUGGCUGGACAGGCUUUGACAUUGACUUCAGCCUGCAGCAGAGGAGGGAGCUGGUCUGGGACUCUGUCUCUACUUCAGCAGCUAACAUGACUUCCCAUAACCCUGUGGUGGGAACUACUCUGCUUUACCAGAGUCACGUCCAGGAAUCACAGAAGAACAUGAUGGGAAACGGGCAACACCACUCUGAUGCCAUCAGCGUCCUCUCAGAAGGUUCAGAGUCUAGUACAGUUGAAAUCCACAUUUCCAGCGAGCUACAAGACUAUGAGGAUGUAGACGCAGACGGAGAAUCCUUGGAGAACUCUGUGAGGCACUAACUGGGGUCGUCCACAAACCACCUUCCUCCACUUUGCUGCACCGCAUUGUUUUUGCGGUCACUUUUUUUGUAGAUGGUCUCCCAUUAAGCCUUUGUUUUCCUGCUGAGAUUUGAACUGGUCAUGAGUUUCAUUAUUUGGUAUGACAGACUAAGCCUCAUUCCUGAGUCCAAUCCUUUUUUUUUUUUUUAAACCCUUUCCAUAAAAAGAAAAAAAUAAAAGUGCUACGUUUCAGACCCAUCAACUCAACAGUCCCAGAACGAACACGGCUGACCUUUAAAAGUACUUUAAGUGCUUGAAGAAGCAUUUUUUCAAAUUCUUUAAAUUGCAUACACUGAUUUUGUGACAAGAAUCAUUUACAUUAAGCUGUAAAAGCCCCACAAAAUAAGCUAAAUAACUAAUCUUAAAACAAAGUUAUUGUAUUGCCAGGUGUCCAUGUUGUAUUUUUACACACAUGUAUUUCAUGCUAUAUUAAAUAUCUAAAUAUCUUUUACACUUUUGACUCAAAAGCCUUUCAAUUUUUCCCCAAAUCUACAAUAUGUUAAUGAGCUCAAGAAAAAGGGGGGGGGAAACACACAAUUCAAGACAAAGGCUUGAGUUCUGUUAUCAAAAUAGAGUAAUUUAUUUGAGACACUGAAUGACUUCAAUGUUUUUUUUUUUCUUGGAAACAGGUGACAGACCCUGGAUCAGGGUGAAAAAGAUAGUAGCCGUCACAGCGCUUAUUCCAUAUUGGGCUCCUUAGCAUGCCAAGAAUGGCCACUGACCUACAGCCCAAUGCUCAGUCUGACACAGACAAUAAUGGCUCUUAGCAAAUUUAAAAAAAAAAAAAGUAGUCAAAAAAAAAAUUAAA